AGGUUUCAACAAGCAGGAUAAUUUAAUGAAUAGAUACCCGCACACUGUCGAAAACAUAGAAAAAACAUGAUGAUAUCUGGAAUUAUGAAGCACUUCACCUGUACAUCACAGUGAAUAUUCAUGUGAUAUGGGCCUUUAUAUGAUCAUCCUCUCUAUGUUCGCCAUGGAGAUCAGUGUAGAGAAGGACAUGAGAACAGGAGAGAGCCAAGUCGUGUCCAUGGCCACCCUAACCCCUGAAGAGUUCCAACAGAAGGGUGUGAUGGUCUACGAUGAUGGGAAGAAGUCUGUCUAUGCCCUACGCUCGGAGGGACUGGUGACCCAGAAUGGGGUGGGGGUAGGCGAACUGAGUAACGUUGAGGUGGAGGAGCUCCUGCGCCAGGCUGGCGAUGCAAAGGUCCCCACAGAGGUCCAGUACCACAAGCCUGUCUACGCUGCUCCUUACACCAGCAGGCCUUCAACCCCUGCAUGGAAGCCUGAGCAGGGACACGUCAGCCCCGGUCCUGCUGGGCCCAAUGACUAUCGGACCUCCAUUACAACCCCCCAUCCUCAAGCUCUGCCCAGAGAUGGAGCUCAGAGCAAGGAAGAAAUAGCCAGCCCAGCCCCGUCUCACAUUCCAAACCUCUACGCCGACAAGCAUCUAGUGCAGCCUCAAUCACCCCCUCAUCAAGGUUUCAAAACUGGACAGAGCCUCACCAAUGGUAGCAGUGGUAUAGCUCCACACCCAGAUAAAAACAGACUCAGACCAGCUAUCAUCACAGUCCAGAGUUCAGGAGAAAGCCGCACUCCCAUACCGCCGAUAGAGAAUACUGUGACAGAUUGGGACAGGCAGUCACCAAUCUACCCCAACAGUCGUCAGUCUCCAUUCUACCCCAGCAGUCGACAGUCACCAUUUUACACCAGUGACAGUGGUGAGUCCUCCUUCAACAUAAUGAACACCUUGCCACCUGAUCUGGACUCUGAACCAGUGACAAUGAUCUUCAUGGGCUACCAGAACGCAGCAGAAGAGGAAGAUGAGGAGAAUAUCCAAGCCGAGCUGGUCGUCAUCGGAAACGGUGAUGAUGAUGAAGAAGAUGACAACAACGUACCCUCGUACCACCCCGAGGGAUACCAAAGCAAGAUCUUCCAACCCACAGACAAAUGCAACAACAACACAGACUAUACUGCAGAUUACACAAACUCUGAGAGUCUACUACACCGACCCACAUUCACCCACAAACCUGGCAAGCGGAGUUCCGACCCAGACCGACAGCCCCUAGCCAUAGAAGAGCCCAUGAGUGCAGCUUAUAAAGUGAGAAUGUCAAAGCUAGGGGGGAACGUGUAACCGGCAAAGUGAUUGAUUCCCGUCCCUGAAGAAUAAUGAACAGAAAAGAGUGGUCCUAUGGAACAGACCUUUUCUACACACUACUUUGCUCAUCAGAUACAGGACGUAUUCAAAGAGACAGACCACUGACAAGACAGAUGGAUGAUUAGAAUUUAAUUUAUAUUAUCAUGGAAGUGCCAAGAUGGUCUAUGAAUGUGUGAAAUCGAAAAUAUCUGUAUAUCAAUCAUGCAUUUAUGGUAUGUCAAUGUUUAAUUUAUUAGGUGUAGUAUUCAUUCAGCAACAAUAUUUAUUCAAAGACAUUUGCUGUUCAUUUCUAAAAUGGCUGUGGAAGUGUUUUAAUGCCAAAGUGACCUACCUUUUGCUGCUGUCAGUGCUUUUACAAAAUCUACAAUAAGGAAUUGAUUCCUGAACAUAUUAAUGCCAUUGGUAAUAUUGCAUACUAAAUUAGAAAAUAAAAAGUUAUCUGAAUAACCAAAGAAAAUGUAUAACAAA
Molecule: messenger RNA, 1813 nt
Organism: Coregonus clupeaformis (lake whitefish)
Lineage: Eukaryota; Metazoa; Chordata; Actinopteri; Salmoniformes; Salmonidae
Product: palmdelphin
Exons: 3
Coding region: 128-1321 (397 amino acids)
Biological process (GO): regulation of cell shape
Cellular component (GO): cytoplasm; membrane
Source: RefSeq, a predicted model, not a curated record